UAUUCAUAUUAUAGUUGUAAUUUUUUUGAGACCAACCAUAUCAUAAAUUUUAAAUACAUGUAAUCAUAUUCGUGGAUUUUAGAUAAUCUCAAAAUUACUAAUAUUUUGAAGAAAAUCAAUGGCGGUUUAGAAAGAAGAGGAUGAAGCAAAACAGUUAACCUUCCAUCCGUCCCACUCCCACAACAGCUCGAGCUUGCAAUUUCGCUUAUCGUUUAAUUUGUUCUGUGAAAAUGGCGGCGGCGGCGGCGGCGGGACUGACGUCUUCGAUUUUGCGCAUCAAAGCUUCGUCCAGCACUUACACCAAGAGUAGGAGAGUUCGACGCCCGCAAAAUGUCGACGGAGACUUGUUCGUCGAUAACACAUGCAUAGACUGUGACACUUGUCGUUGGAUGGCUCCGGAAAUAUUCAAUAGACAGGAUGGCAUGUCUGCAGUACUUAAACAGCCGGCAUGCCAUGAAGAGAGAAUCAGAGCUCUUCAGGCAUUACUUUCGUGUCCGACCAACUCAAUCCACACAGAACAGCCUCCUCGUGAUAUUUUAGCAGUUCAUAAAACAUUCCCGAUUCCAAUCGAUGAACACAAAAUUCAGGGAGUAUACCACUGUGGUUACCACUCUGACAAAUCAUAUGGAGCAACGUCCUAUUUUAUUGAACGACCCGAAGGGAAUAUAUUAAUAGACAGUCCUAGAUACACAGAGAGACUAUCCAGCAAUAUCAAGAAGAUGGGUGGAGUCCGCUUCAUGUUUCUCACCCACAAGGAUGAUGUUGCAGAUCAUGAUAAGUGGUCAAAGGAGCUGGGUUGUUCUAGGAUUCUUCAUUCAGAAGAAGUGUGUGAUUCAACAGCUGAUGUGGAGAUCAAGCUUGAGGGGAACGGCCCUUGGACCCUUGGCAGUGACAUCACACUUAUACACACCCCAGGACACACAAAAGGAUCUGUCUGCUUACUCGACAGAACUAGGAAGGUCCUCUUUACCGGUGACCAUCUUUUGAUGGAUGAAUUUGGAUGGAGCAUAAUAGAACAAUACAACUGGUUUUCAGUUUCUGAACAAUUGAAGAGCGUUCAGAAGUUGCUUGAGUUGGAUUUUGAAUGGAUACUACCUGGACAUGGGAGGAGAGCAUCAUUUAAUAAUGCCCAGGAGAAAGAUAUGGUGUUGCAAGCUUUCUUGGCUACCAAAGGUUUUCAGGGGUAGGCCUCUUACAUUUCCUAUCAUUUUCUCUUCAAAAGAUAGCAGUAGAAAUGUAAAACCCACAUUGUGUAUUUGAAUGAACUUUUUCACAGAACUGAAUCUUGUCUUUUAUGAUGAACAAAUGCUGUAUUUGAAUUUUCUCCA
Molecule: messenger RNA, 1328 nt
Organism: Salvia miltiorrhiza (redroot sage)
Lineage: Eukaryota; Viridiplantae; Streptophyta; Magnoliopsida; Lamiales; Lamiaceae
Exons: 11
Coding region: 231-1187 (318 amino acids)
Source: RefSeq, a predicted model, not a curated record